GGACGAAACGAGACAAGGAGUGUUGUUCUUGUUGUUGUUUUCUGAUUCUUUCAUCUCAGCAGGAGCACAAACAUGUCGGAUGCUUUAAACUCGCUCGUAACUCAGUCUUGCUUCAGCGUUUUACAGGACAGGCUGGAGAGAUGGCAAAGAGAGUAUCAUGUGAUUUCCUGUGACGAGAACAUGAAUCGGUGCUGUGAGAUGAUAGAAUUUACGGCCAAAAUCCAAGGGCAGCUUUUCGCUGUCCUUAACUCUGUGGCUGCUGAAGGUGAACACACAGACGGAGUGUCCACGCUUAAAACGCGCCUGCUUCCGUGGCUGGGGACUUGUUUCUCGCCAUUACAGCCCCCCGCCCACAAAGACAACAGUUUCAAUCUCUUUCAGGAUUUGGCAGAGAAGGAGCGGAAACUCACGGAGCUCAACAGCGGCAACAUGAGCGACAUGCAGUGGGUGGAGUCGCAGCUAUGCUCCACUCGGCUGCAGCUGGACUCGGUCAAGGCGGAGCUGGAUGAUGCUCACAGGGAUGUGAACAAGACAAAUAACAAAACAGCCACCGACCUGCUGGAGGAUGAACUACUGCAACUGAAAGAAGACUUGAGAGGAGCACACUUACAAAAGGAUCUUUACAAGAAGAAGCUGGAUUCCUACCACGAUUACGAACGUCAGAUGUCGAAGUUGAGGGACGAAGUGUCGUAUCUAAGCUCACAGAGACUGGCCAGAAGCAAUUCUGCGAGGACUCCGGCAGGGCUGCGGUACACCUCCAGCCCCCUCAGGUCCGAGGCGACCCCCCGGUCCCAGCUCACCGGCUCGUCCCGGCUCAUGCGCGUGGUGUCGCGCUUCGGCGAUCUGUACAACGUGGAGCGCAAAGAUGCCCAAUUCCAGCUUCAGGGCUUCAUAAAUGAUUUGGAGACAGUGCAGAGGAUCAUCUUCAUCGCCAUAGUUGAAUCCUUCAAGGCGGCUAAACUAGCGCACCGUCUCUUCAGGCUGCGCGCACGCAAGACUCUGUCCGUGUGUCACUUUGGGCCUGAAAGCCUUGAGGACACCGUGGUGGACUACAUCGUCCGAAACCAGGACCUCUAUGACGUGCAGAACAGCGUUGACGAAGUGCUCAGCGCCAUGAACCUCAACCCUCGCAUCGCCUCCAUCCCGAAAGUCAACUUUUCCGUGGCCAGCCCCUUGAUUAGGGAAACGUGCAAGCUGGCCUUCACCAUGCAGACGCUGGACCCGCCCAUUGACUUGGCCUUCGCCAGCGAUGGGGAACUUUACAUCAGCAACAAGUACCGCCGCAGCCCCGACUCGGACCUCUCCGCCGAGCUGGUCUUGUACCACGUGUGGCCCGCUCUGAUGCAGGGCGGCACCGUGCGCUCCAUGGGCGAAGUCGUGACCAAGAAAGGAGCUGUGUGGAAGAGAAGCGCAAUCAGCUACAUACGCUCUCGGUCUCUCAGUCCAACUCGCAAACCCACGUUCAACGACAGGAUGAGUAGCGCGUCUCCGGACGCGAUCGCCUCCAGCUGCUUGUGAACGACAGGACGUAGAUCUACACCACGCGGAACACAAACCGGAUUGAACUGGUCUGUUUACACUUGCGCUCACGCAAGAAAACGUCUGCAGCAGUUUACAUCUGUUUGACUAGAGUCCGAACUAGCCUGGCAGCGCAUACGAGUACAUGGACCUUAAGCUGGAUAUCAAAGAUACCAUAUAAUCGCUCAAACGGGCUUCCAUAAGUACUUCAACUCCCCCAGUAUCACAGUGACUGAUUGAUAUACAGUAGUAUAGUAUUUUCUCUCCAUCAUUGCUUUGAUGCAAAGCGCUUUUUACACCCGCAGUAUGCAACUACCCGAGUACGAAAUAAAUCGCUUGUGUAUUAACAUGUCAUUUAUGAAACUACUGUCUUUAUCGCCAUGUAGAUGUAACAUGGGUGGUUUGCCGUCAAGCUACAGUAGAUGGCUUGAACGUACGACUAUUGUGUGCUUUUAAGUAUUUUUGUAGCAAUACUUUUUUUUUUUUUUUUACAUCCUUACA
Molecule: messenger RNA, 2019 nt
Organism: Phycodurus eques (leafy seadragon)
Lineage: Eukaryota; Metazoa; Chordata; Actinopteri; Syngnathiformes; Syngnathidae
Gene: spata18
Product: spermatogenesis associated 18
Exons: 12
Coding region: 73-1518 (481 amino acids)
Biological process (GO): mitophagy by internal vacuole formation; mitochondrial protein catabolic process
Cellular component (GO): mitochondrial outer membrane
Source: RefSeq, a predicted model, not a curated record